AUGACUUUACAGAGCCACACUUGGUUCCUCCUAGUAUCGGCCGCACAGAGACGCUCCGGCACAGCAGCUGGUGCAACUAAUGAAGGCACCACAACAGCUUAUACAGAAAUUGAAUAUACUAUACUAGUAAAUAUAACAGCAGAAGGCACUACACAAGCUGAUACAACCACAGAAGAUACUAUACUAGUAAAUACAACAACUGAAGACACUACGCAGACUGAUACAUCAACAGAAGAAACUACAGCUGAUACCACUGAAGAAUCUACACAAGCUGAUACAACAACUGAAGAAUCUAUACUAGUUGAUACAACAAUUGAAGACACUACACAAGCUGAUACAACAACUGAAUAUACUAUACUAGUUAAUACAAUAAUAGAAGACACUACACAGGCUGAUACAACAACUGAAGAAAUUAUACUUGUUGAUACAACAAUUGAAGACACCACGCAGGCUAAUACAACAACUGAAGAAUCUAUACUAGUUGAUACAACAAUUGAAGACACUACACAGGCUGAUACAACAACUGAAGAAUCUAUACCAGUUGAUACAACGAUUGAAGACACUACACAAGCUGAUACAACAACUGAAUAUACUAUACUAGUUAAUACAAUAAUAGAAGACACUACACAGGCUGAUACAACAACAGAAGAAACUAUACCUGAUAGCACUGAAGACACUACACAAGUUGAUACAACAGCUGAGGAAACCACACAAGCUGAUACAACAACUGAAUAUACUAUACUAAUUAAUACAAGAAUAGAAGACACUACACAGGCUGAUACAACAACAGAAGAAACUAUGACUGAUACCACCGAAGAAUCUACACAAGCUGAUGCAACUGAAUAUACUAUACUAGUUGAUACAACAAUUGAAGACACUACACAGGCUGAUACAACAACUGAAGAAUCUAUACUAGUUGAUACAAUUGAAGACACUACACAGGCUGAUACAACAACUGAAGAAUCUAUACUAGUUGAUACAACAAUUGACACUACACAAGCUGAUAAAACAACUGAAUAUACUGUACUAGUUAAUACAAUAAUAGAAGACACUACACAGGCUGAUACAAGAACAGAAGAAACUACAGCUGAUACCACUGAAGAAUCUACACAAGCUGAUACAACAACAGAAGAAACUAUGACUGAUACCACCGAAGAAUCUACACAAGCUGAUACAACUGAAUAUACUAUACUAGUUAAUACCAGAAUAGAAGACACUACACAGGCUGAUACAACAACUGAAGAAUCUACACAAGCUGAUACAACCACUGAAGACACUACACAAGCUGAUACAACAACUGAGGAAACCAAACAAGCUGAUACAACAACUGAAUAUACUAUACUAAUUAAUACAAGAAUAGAAGACACUACACAGGCUGAUACAACAACAGAAGAAACUAUGACUGAUACCACCGAAGAAUCUACACGAGCUGAUACAACUGAAUAUACUAUACUAGUUAAUACCAGAAUAGAAGGCACUACACAGGCUGAUACAACCACUGACGAAUCUACACAAGCUGACACAACCACUGAAGAAACUACACAAGCUGAUACAACCAAUGAAGACACUACACAAGCUGAUACAAGAACUGAAGAAAUUUCACCUGAUACCACUGAAGAAUCUACACAAGCUGAUACAACAACUGAAUAUACUAUACUAAUUAAUACAAGAAUAGAAGACACUACACAGGCUGAUACAACAACUAAAGAAACUACACAAGCUGAUACAACCACUGAAGAAUCUACACAAGCUGAUACAACCAAUGAAGACACUACACAAGCUGAUACAAGAACUGAAGAAAUUUCACCUGAUACCACUGAAGAAUCUACACAAGCUGAUACAACAACUGAAUAUACUAUACUAAUUAAUACAAGAAUAGAAGACACUACACAGCCUUAUACAACAACUGAAGAAUCUAUACUUGUUGGUACAACAAUAAAAGACACUACACAGGCUGAUACAACCACUGAAAAAUCUACACAAGCUGAUACAACCACUGAAGACACUACACAAGCUGAUACAACAACUGAAGAAUCUACACAAGCUGAUACAACCACUGAAGAAACUAUACUAAAUGAUGCUGAUGAAUGUGCUUUGGGGACCGAUGAUUGUGACGUCAAUGCACGAUGUGUGAACAACAUUGGAAGCUUUACGUGUGUGUGUAAUGACGGAUAUCAAGGCAGCGGAACAAUCUGUUACGAGCGUAUUUACAUCGAUUAUGGCUCCGGGUUUGACCGGUCACUAGGAUAUUUUCGAUACAGCUUUCUAGCGUGGUUUACUGUAAGACUAGAUACAGGGUUUCCUAUCAGCAAUGGUCAACUAUACACCUAUAUAACAUAUACAUCAACUGGCAUGAUACAUUUUUCGAACUACUAUCCACGUAGCUAUCACCUGUACAAGUACAUCAACCCGUCGUUAUAUAACCUUUUUGAUAUCUACCGCGAUCCAUCUAUUGCGGUAUUCGGUGCACCGGUCGACAUUUACCGCGGUGACCCAAGGAUCUAUUAUCAGGUAUACGACAUUAACAGGGGGUACGGAAACUCAGCAACUCUUCUCGCAGCGGUACAACAAAGACUGUAUGCAUCUCUGUCACUUCCGGCAGGAUUGGAGUCCUUCCGGUUCAUCAACGGAAUCAACUUCAUCUGCAAGGUCACGUGGCAAAAUGUGCAACCUCAGGGAUCAGUGCCAGGACAAGAGACUGUAACCUACCAAGCUAUUCUCUUUACUGACGGAAGAAGAAGUGGCGUUCUUACGAUGUACCAGGGAGGCAGUUUCAACUGGAAUCCACUCUCUAAGUCAGUACCGGCUAGAAUCGGUUUCAGCACCAAGCAUAAUUGGUAUAACGUCUAUGAAGGAAACUCUCUAGCUGUACUGCAGGAAAGCUAUCGUCCUGAUUUAAGAGUUGGCAACACUGGUCUUCUGGGCAGAGACAUCUACCGUCUUGAUUCGAACCCUAACUGGUACAUCAACCCGCGUCGAUACUGUCAAGAUUGGUACAGUGAUGAUCUGAGCAGGCGAUCCUGGGCAUGGUGGGCAGAGCCAUGCCCCUGUACUCGCUGGCAGGCCAGGAUCGACCGAAGGUUUACUCGCUGCAACUACCCUAUCUACCGCUACGGUUACGGCUACGGCUAUGGCUACGGUUAUGGCUACGGUUAUGGCUACGGCUAUGGUUAUGGCUACGGUUAUGGCUACGGAUACGGUUACGGCUAUGGAAUUCCUAAUUAUUAUUAUGGUGAGCAUGGUAUUUUUCUAAUAGUGCAUUUUUUUAAUUAAGACAUUUCUUCAUUAUACUGGUACGUGGGCCAUUUUAUAAUCAUUCUUGUAAGAUAUCAUAUUCCUCAGACCUGAAAAAAAAAUUCGCAGAACCUCCUGGACGAUCAU
Molecule: messenger RNA, 3381 nt
Organism: Lytechinus variegatus (green sea urchin)
Lineage: Eukaryota; Metazoa; Echinodermata; Echinoidea; Temnopleuroida; Toxopneustidae
Product: mucin-22-like
Exons: 9
Coding region: 1-3273 (1090 amino acids)
Biological process (GO): cell-matrix adhesion
Molecular function (GO): calcium ion binding
Source: RefSeq, a predicted model, not a curated record